AUGGAUUAUGGAGAUGAUACCGGUGGUGUUAGAGAUAGUGACGAUAUGGAGGACAAUGUCGACACCACCGAUAGUGAUUCUGAGGAUGAUAAUAACACUAACUUUGGUGAUGAUGAUAAAGAGAACAUCUCAGAUGAGCAUUUGCACAGCUUCGAAACACAGCCACACAGCUCAGAUGCACCUCUACACAAAGAUGCUGCAAAUCCAGCCAUGGCUCCACCGUACUCGAGUAUGUAUGACUGGACCUUGCUUGAUAAAGUCGGGAAUGGUAAGCCAUAUUCUAAAUGGGAGUCGGAUGAUGUUGUGGGUUAUGAGUUUGAAACCCUUGUGGAGGCUGCCAAGUUCUAUUCAACUUAUGGUUGUGCCAUGGGAUUCAGCGUACGGAAGAACACUCACACAUAUUCAAAAUAUGGAGUUAAAAAUAUGCAGCGAUGGGUUUGCUCACGCGAGGGGGAGCGUCAACCAGUGCACAAUGACAAGGAGAACAGAAAGCGUGAACCUAGGCCUGUAACAAGGCUCCAUUGUCCGGCAGCUUUCAAAGUCAGUUUUUUUGAGGCAACUAACCGAUUCAAGGUGAAACAGUUUAUACCAACACAUUUUCAUCACUUAGCUGGAGCACAUGAAGUGCAGUUUUUGAGUUCUCGUCGCAAGGUAGAUGACGCAAGUAAGGCUCAGAUUCGAUCACUUAGGGCUGCUGGUAUUCGCACCAAUCAAAUAAUGGAUUAUCUAGUGAAUUGUGCGAGAAGCUUUCAGAACUUGGGUUUCACUAAGACCGAUGUCUACAAUUUUGUUAGUGCGGAUCGGAGGUCGGAGAUCUUGGAUAGUGAUAGUGAAGCUGCACUUGCCUACUUACAAGCACGGGCAACUACCGAUCCUCGUUUUUAUUGUAGAUAUACAGUAAGUGAUGGUGGUGAACUAGGCAAUAUGUUAUGGGCUGACUCUUCUUCACAAUUGGAUUAUAGUCUCUUUGGAGAUGUUCUUGUUUUUGACUCGACGUACAAAACUAAUGCAUAUAAUCUUCCAUUUCUUCUAUUCAUUGGUGUGAAUAAUCACAAUCAAGCACUGUUUUUGCAUGUGCUUUACUUGCGGAUGAAACGGCGGAGAACUACGUAUGGAUUCUAA
Messenger RNA from Linum trigynum, 1122 nucleotides. The record is from the annotation of a GenBank genome assembly. Lineage: Eukaryota; Viridiplantae; Streptophyta; Magnoliopsida; Malpighiales; Linaceae.